Molecule: messenger RNA, 204 nt
Organism: Caenorhabditis remanei
Lineage: Eukaryota; Metazoa; Nematoda; Chromadorea; Rhabditida; Rhabditidae
Exons: 2
Coding region: 1-204 (67 amino acids)
Source: RefSeq, a predicted model, not a curated record
AUGAUUCGUGCUAUUCUCAUCCUUCUUGUCGCUUUGAUUGCCAUGUCUUCUGCUCAAUGGGGCUACGGACCAUACGGAGGAUACGGUGGAGGCUAUCCAGGAAUGUACGGAGGAUACGGCAUGCGCCCAUAUGGAAUGUACGGUGGAUACGGAAUGGGAAUGUACCGUCCAGGACUACUUGGAAUGCUCAUCGGAAAGAAAUAG